AUGAUUAAUGGUGACGUUCACUUUAAAAAUGUUGACAUUGUGAAAUGGAGUGGGGAUCGAUAUACUGCCCUUGUGCUUAAUAAAACUGUUACUGUUAACGGGAGAUCUUUAACAAUAACUUUGAGCCCAAAAGAAGCAGCCAAGUCAAAACCAGGAUAUAACAGAAGCAAUACGCAAAGUCUCCAUAGUGCAGCACCUGAACCAUUGGAUCAAGGAGAUGAGAAGUCUGAUUUGUUAGGGUAUGUGGUAUCCUCUGGAAAAUUGGUUUUGGAUAAGAGGAAGAUUUCUGUAAAUAACAAUAAAAGUGAUGCUCAACAAACUUCUUUUGACACUACCAACCAAGCCUCUGUGGAUGCCAAACUAACAAGCAAAGCUUUACUUUGGGGAUCUCAUGUGCUGCACCUUGACGAUGUCAUCUCGGUUUCUUAUCAUGCUGGUCUUAAACAUUUCACAGUGCACUCGUAUCCAAUGAAAAAGGCUUCAUGUGGUCUUUCUUGUUUUAUUAAAUCUCGAAGGAGUCGCAAGGACUUCCGUUUUGUGGCUACUACAAUAGAAGAGGCAAUUCAGUGGGUUGGUGGUUUUGCUGAUCAACACUGUUUCAUUAACUGUCUUCCUCACCCUUUAGUGUCUUCCAAGAAGCAAGCGUCCUCGGAAUUGUUUCAAACCGAUACCCCUCCUGAAUUGCUCUUCAGAUGCAAAACUCCACCCAAGAUGCUUGUAAUUUUGAAUCCACGCUCAGGCAGAGGUCGUUCAAGUAAAGUUUUCCAUGAUACCGUGGAGCCAAUUUUUAGGCUUGCUGGGUUUAGAUUGGAGGUGGUCAAAACAACAUCUGCUGGUCAUGCUAGAAAUCUUGCAUCCACUGUAGACAUCAGCACUUGCCCUGAUGGAAUUAUAUGUGUUGGUGGUGAUAGGAUAAUCAAUGAGGGCGAUAAUCCAUACCGAGAAGAAAAUGCAAUGAUAAUCCAAACAUUGAGAGGCUUGUUUCUCGCCCCCAAUUUUCCUACCGAGUCUAUCUUACUCUUGAUCUCUAUCCUCUUAUAUCUACAUAUAUCAUAA
Lathyrus oleraceus (garden pea) is the source of this 1056-nucleotide messenger RNA. RefSeq names its product sphingoid long-chain bases kinase 1. The transcript is spliced from 2 exons. Bases 1 to 1056 code for a protein of 351 amino acids. Gene Ontology annotation, molecular function: ceramide kinase activity. Lineage: Eukaryota; Viridiplantae; Streptophyta; Magnoliopsida; Fabales; Fabaceae. Gene Ontology annotation, biological process: ceramide metabolic process; phosphorylation. The record is from RefSeq and is a predicted model, not a curated record.